GUGCUCUCAGUCUGCGCGGGUCACAGCAAAGAGCUGCCCCUGCUCACUGCGGCAGAGGAGGCUGCAGGCUGGGCAGCGAGGGCCUGGGCAGCGAGGGCCUGGGCAGUGAGGGGCCUGGACAGCAAGAGGCCGGAGGGGACGCUGCCCGCCGUCCUCCCGAUGGCGCAGGUCAUCCUGAGGCACCCCAUCCGCACGCCGGUGCGCUACCAGGAGCAGUUCGAGGCGCGGGGGCUGGAGGACUGCCGGCUGGACCACGCUCUGUACGCGCUGCCCGGGCCGACCACCGUGGACCUGGGCCGAGCCGGCGCGCCCCCCGGGGACCCCGCGGCGGAGACGCCGCCCCCCGAAGGCCCGGCGCGCUUCCAGGUGCUGCUGGACGUGGUGCAGUUCCUGCCGGAGGACAUCCUCAUCCAGACGUGCGAGGGCUGGCUGCUGGUCCGGGCGCGGCACGGCGCCCGCAUGGACGAGCACGGCUUCGUCUCCAGGGGCUUCACCCGCCAGUACCGCCUGCCCCACGGCCUGGGCGCCGGGGACCUGUCGGCCGCGCUCGGCCACGACGGCAUCCUCGUGGUGGAGGCCCGGCGUGGGGCCGGGGCCCGGUGAGACCCGCGGCGCGGGUGCGGCCACGCGGGGGGGUCCCGGCGCGGCCCACGCGGGGCGCGCAGGAGCGGCGGCGGGACUCCGUGGGCAGCGGUUUGGAUGAAGAGUCAGCGUGUGGACGUGGCGCUGGCGGGUCGCGUGUCUGCUCUCACGCAGAGGAGCCGCCACACGUCCGCAGGGCUCCAGGCGGUGCUCGGCCGACGCCCAGAGCUGGUGGCUUCGGAGCGAGUGGGCAGCACAGGGACUCGGACGGCCUUCACCUCCCGCGGCCGCGGCGUGGGGCCGGAGCCACCCAGGCGGAGCGCCCUCCGUGGACACGGCGCAUCGGGGAGGGUGCCCGCGCCCGGCCGGCCUUUCCCUCGGGCGCGUGAGGUUCAGCAGCGGCGCGCGGUCUGCCGGUGAGGACACGGCUUGGAGACGGUCGGGAAUGUGUGUCUGACUCUGCGCUGUCACCGCUCACCCUCGCGCGGCACCUAAGAUAUAAACCUUUCUGUCAGACGUC
This is a messenger RNA of Eptesicus fuscus (big brown bat), 1102 nucleotides long. It is a transcript of the gene HSPB3, whose product is annotated as heat shock protein family B (small) member 3. Bases 160 to 603 code for a protein of 147 amino acids. The transcript has a single exon. Gene Ontology annotation, cellular component: nuclear speck; cytoplasm. The record is from RefSeq and is a predicted model, not a curated record. Lineage: Eukaryota; Metazoa; Chordata; Mammalia; Chiroptera; Vespertilionidae.